This is a messenger RNA of Neurospora tetraspora, 2067 nucleotides long. RefSeq lists its product as uncharacterized. The record is from RefSeq and is a predicted model, not a curated record. Lineage: Eukaryota; Fungi; Ascomycota; Sordariomycetes; Sordariales; Sordariaceae. The transcript is spliced from 3 exons. The coding region runs from base 283 to 1902 and encodes 539 amino acids.
GUCGCAUAUCAAGACUGCAAACCGCCGCGGGGCGAUCCCAAGACCGAUAAAUUCCAAAUCAAUUCCAACCAGCGUGACGGCUCAGCCAUGUUCUGUCCUUGCCGUCCGACUCAUAUCUGUACGGAGAUGUGAGACCCCUGGUCUCUUACUCUAGACAACUAGAAUCCAACCCUUAUUAUUAGGCGUCUCAUCCUCUCCAGCCAGCAAGAACCCGGAUUGACGCAUCACGGAUUCGGACCCUUCUUUUCACUGUCGCAUCACCUCUACUAGAAAGACAUCAACAUGGCGGCGUCGACUGUCGCCUCUGCUCUUGGCAAGAUGGCCCCACGACGACCACUCUUUUUCCUUGCGCUAGUAAUCUCAGUCGUGAAUGCGCUUAGUUCUGUGCCCAAGCUUUCGGACUUUGCCAUGGACCAAUAUCUCACCCUACAACUGACCGUACCUUCAGGUUCAGGUGACGCCCCACCGGUCAGACACCCAGUUGUCCCAUUGACUGAAGCUGUUGGGAUGAACCAGUCCGCCAUAGCUCGAGAGUCUAUCAAAAUCGAGGGAACAAUGGUUCCUACUGAAGAAGGCGAUUGGCUCGAGUUUAUCGACUCCAACAGUAUUGCCUAUCUCAACUGCGACCACUCUAACUCAACCUCUUUCUUGAACCAGCUCAUGGUCAAGGCACCAAAGGCUAUUCUGCUGUUUAGCUUGACCGGGGCUGGCUGCAGACGUGACAGCACGGAUGAUUGGAACUACACCACCAUUUUUACCAUGACCAACCGAAUCGAUGCACAAGACACACUUAACCUCACGAUGUCAGGCAGUACCGCCACGAUCACUGGGGAUCAUGAGGAAACCGACGAUGAUGAGGACGAAGAACGAAGCGGACCUGGCUCACCGGUUGCCAUGAGCAUUCUCUACAGUAUUACCGGACUUAUUACUCUACUCUUCCUCGUCAUUAUCGCGACUGGAGCGAUCCGAGCCCAUCGUUAUCCGGAGCGAUACGGACCUCGGACCGGCUACGGCGGACGGCCUAGUCAAAGCAGAGCCAAGGGGCUGGCGCGUGCAGUGCUUGAAACCUUGCCUAUCGUCAAGUUUGGAGAGAACCCCCCAGCCAAACCCGAUCCCGAUCUCGAGCUCGAACAGCAACCCUCCAGGUCAUCACAGGAUCCAGCGCCAGGGGCAAAAUCGUCGGCAAUUCAAGAGGAGGUACCGUCCUCAGACAAGUCUCAAGGACCCGUGACCGUAUCAAGUGUGGACGCUUCCGAACAGGCUUCGUCGGCAACAGUCUAUGGAGCUCAAACGGGCAUGGCCAAUACAGCCGGCGACAUUGAGAAUACGAGCUCAGACGACAUUAAUCUGGGCUGUUCUAUUUGUACCGAGGAUUUCACAGUUGGUGAAGAUGUUCGAGUUCUCCCUUGCAACCACAAGUACCACCCGGCUUGCGUCGACCCUUGGUUGGUAAACGUCUCGGGAACUUGCCCCCUAUGUCGUCUCGAUCUUCGACCUCACAGCUCAAUUGAAAGCACCAACAGUCCUGCCGACAAUCAUUCAAUGUCCUCGCCGACAGCAGGCGAGAGUACCCAGCAGCCCGGCACCAGUGGAAGCGCCAGGCCAGACACCACGUCUAGAGAGCGGAGAAGGUCUUCGCGAAUUCUCGACUUGCACAGACUCCGGACUGCCUCUAUCGAAGAACGCAUCGAAAUCUUGAGAAGACACAGGUCUCAGCAGCAGCAGCGGCGGUCCACCACUGGAUCUUCAUUAACAGGCGACCUAGACAACGGCGAAUCCGCAGAUCAUCCUCACCGAGCAAGACUGACUGAGCGAUUCAGAGGCAGAUUUAGGGGAUCACGGCCUCAAAGUCAGACGCAGUCGCAACCCACAGAGGGAAACAUACCCACGUCCACACCGUAAAGCUCAGGCCUCAUGGUGUUGGGGUCAUAUUUUGAAUAAUGACGUUCUGAACAGGAUGUCCAACGCGUUGUCAUUUGGGCGAGCGCAUCGUAGCAGGUGGCAAGUUAUCGAUCACCUGUCACAAGAUGGCCUUUUUUUUUUUUUUUUCUUUUUUUUUGGGUUUAU